UAGAUAGUCAUUUGGGACAGUGAUAAACCAUGAAACUUUUAUUCAACAGGGUCAUUCUAUUGGGACUACUGACUGCGGUUGGAGCACAAGAAAAUACUCGUUAUUAUGAAAGAGAAUGCCCGUGCACACCAUCAAAGCUAUGGCUUGAUGUCGUGGUUGCAAUUGACAAUUCCAUGGGUAUGACCAUGGAGGGAAUGGCACAGGUCAUCGCCGACCUGAGUACGGUGUUUGAUCCGACAACGAUUGCACAGGGUGAAGGGCAUCAUACUCGAAUUGGAACCCUUACAUACGGAACCACGGCGAAAGCGAUCCACAAACUCAAUGAGUUCAAAUCAACUGAAGAAUUUUUGAUGAGGAUUUGGGAGAUUAAAAACGGCAAUGAUAAAUCUAGCGAGCUGGAAGAUGCUCUUAUGAGAGCUGAGGAACUCUUCGCUGAGGGUCGACCGGCAGGAGUCAGGGAGAAUGUCAAGCAGGCCAUCAUCAUCUAUGCCAGCGUUUACAAGGAGCUCCACUUUGGAGAUGCUAAACAGCUAGCCGACCAGAUCAAGAUCAGUGGAAAAGACAUCAUCGUUGUCGCAUUGGACCAGGGAGGAAGACCAAAUGCUCUUCUGGAACUUCGCAAGAUAGCCACUGAAGGAUACUUCUUCAUGAACACAAAUGCCAAUCUAGCGGGAGAGCUACAGCAUGCACUGUGCCAAAUCAACUGUUUCUGUAGGAAGCAAUGGUUGCAGUAUUCUCUCGAUUCUAUAAAAUAUGGAUCGUGUUUGAGAAUUGGUGGAAAUGAUUCGAACUGGAACCUUGCAAAGAAAUCGUGCAUUAGAGUCGGCCAUGAAUCGGGUCAUCUUGCCUCCGUUCUUGACCAUGCAAAGCAUACCUUCAUUGCAUCAAUGUUCAGAAACGACUACAGGAUGGAACCACCUUACACGUACCAUAUUGGUCUGUCUUACGACAAAACGAAUGGUGACUACUUCUGGGAACAGCCUAAUGGAUCAAGCCCAGAAAAAAUUCCGUUGGAAGGCUCCCUUUACACGAGAUGGAACAAAAAUCCUGAUGUGACUGGAGAUGCAAACUGUAUCCUGACUGCUCAAACAUCUACCAGUUUCGAGCUUUUCUGGCAGAAUGUGCACUGCAGAACCGUGUCGAAGCGCUACAUUUGCCAGAUGAAUACGGCUUUUACUGGACCUGCUCCUCAGUGGAGCUAUAAAACUGAGCAUGCAACGGCCACGACCCAAAUACAACAUUCACGAUCAGCGUUUGGAAGCACCUGUAUCCGACCGGUUUUCCCUCCCUUCUGGGCAUUUUUCAAGAACGGCUAUGUUAGCAACUGUGUGUGUCGCAUUUUAUCCCCACUGCCGGUUUGCUGCCGUUGGAUUAUCAAUGCUGGUUGCGUUCAGCAGGGUAGCUAGUAUGGGACGACAGUAUGUCAGCGAUGCAAUUUAUAGUAGAUUGUAUGCAGUUAAUUUGAAAUAAAUGUCUUGUCG
This is a messenger RNA of Cylicocyclus nassatus, 1481 nucleotides long. NCBI's taxonomy places the organism in Eukaryota, Metazoa, Nematoda, Chromadorea, Rhabditida, Strongylidae. The record is from the annotation of a GenBank genome assembly.